Molecule: messenger RNA, 979 nt
Organism: Chrysoperla carnea
Lineage: Eukaryota; Metazoa; Arthropoda; Insecta; Neuroptera; Chrysopidae
Product: tRNA methyltransferase 10 homolog A
Exons: 4
Coding region: 70-927 (285 amino acids)
Biological process (GO): tRNA N1-guanine methylation
Cellular component (GO): nucleus; nucleoplasm
Molecular function (GO): tRNA binding
Source: RefSeq, a predicted model, not a curated record
UUAUUAAUAAAUAAUAAUGUUAAUAAUGAAGAAAUUAAAAAUAUUGAACAAGAUCAAGAUGAAACACAUAUGAAACAUAAUAUUAAAGAUGGUAAUGAUGAUGAUGAUGAAAAGAAUAUUUUAUUAUUAUCAAAAAGACAAAGAAAACGUUUAGCAAAGAAAUUAAAAUGGGAAUCUAGAAAACAUGAGAAACGUUUAAAAGAACGUGCACGUAAAAAACAAAGAAUUGAUGAAGCAAAGAGUUGUAAUAUUAAAUUAGGACCAUCACGUAAAGAAUUAAAACAUAGUAAAAUGAUUUUAAGUAAAUGUAAAACAAGUAUUGUUAUUGAUUUAAGUUUUGAUGAAUUAAUGUCAAAUAAAGAUUUAAAUAAAGUUAUAAAACAAACAUUACGUGUAUAUUCAUUAAAUAGACGUUCAUCAACACCUGUACAAUUAUAUUUAACUAGUUUUAAUGGUUUAAUUGAAAAUGAAAUACAAAAACAUGAUGGUUAUCAGAAUUGGGAUAUUAAUUUUAAAACAGAAUCAUAUUUAUCAAUAUUUAAUUCAAAUAAAGAUAAAUUAAUAUAUUUAACAUCAGAUAGUGAUCAUAUCAUUAAUGAAUUAUAUGAUGAUCAUAUUUAUAUAAUUGGUGGUUUAGUUGAUCAUAAUCAACAUAAAGGUCUUUGUUAUAAAUUAGCUUGUGAUAAUAAUAUAAAACAUGGUCAAUUACCAAUCAAUCAAUAUAUACAAAUGAGAACAAGGAAAGUAUUAACUAUUGAUCAAGUGUUUGAAAUAUUAUUACGUGUGAUAGAAGGCUCUAGUUGGAAAGAAUCGUUUUUAAAAGUAAUACCAGAACGUAAAGGUGCUAUAGAAGUAGAUGCAGCUGAUACAGCAGAUGAAGAUGCAGAUGCAGGUCUAGAUGAUGUAAAUGUAAAUGUAAAGACAUAAUAAAUAUAUAUUAUUUGUUUAUUAGUUGCUACACAACCGCCAUUCUGGUUAA